AUGGUCAAUCGAACGGCCAAUGGACUAAUGGAAUCUGCUCCCUCCACAUCUUUCGAGAGUUUUUCUAGGGCAAAACUCACACGAAUCAAAGAAGAGAUUGGGAUCGCAACUUCGAUCAAGGAAUGUGGGAGGCUUAGAGAUUUGUCGAGAGGGCAGGCAAUUCACGCGCAAGUUGCCGACUGCUGCUCCACAUUCCUUUCGAAUCUCUUGAUCGAGAUGUAUGGGAAGUGUGGCAGAGUGAAAGAGGCGGUAGCGAUCUUCCAAGGGAUCCAUAAACCCAACGUCUUCUCAGCCAACAUGAUGAUCAAGACAUAUGCCGAGAAUGGGCAUCUGGAGCUCGCUCGAGGGGUGUUCGAUUCCACUGAGAAAAAAGACCUCGUGUCGUGGAACACUAUCCUUGCAGCCUAUGUCAGCGCUAAAGAUCUUGAGGAAUCUAAGAAAUUGUUUGAUUUCAUUCCCUGCAGAAACGUUCUCACCUGGACUGCUCUGCUCCAAGCAUAUGCCGAUGACGGGAAUCAUUCCAAAGCUAUAAAGCUUUUUGAGAAUAUGCCGGAAACGACUGUGGUAUCCUGGACUGUGAUGCUGGCAGCAUUCACAAGCGCUGGGGAUAUACUAGGUGCUUGGAGGAUCUUUCAAGAAAUGCCCGAAAGAAAUGCUGUGAGCUGGACGGUCAUGAUGCAGGCAAAUGCUACUCUUGGGCAUCUUGAGGAAUCGAAGAGAAUCUUUCUCAGCAUGCCGGAGUGGAAUGUGGUCGCAUGCACGGCCAUGAUCCACUUACAUAUAGAGGCUGGGAAUCUCCAGGAUGCCCAAGGAAUCUUUCACAACUCGAUGGCUGAGUGGAACGUAGUAUCGUCUAAUGUCCUCAUUGCUGGCUAUGGAAACCAGGGGGAUAUCCACCAGUCAAAAAGCAUAUUCGACAACGCCAUGGAGCGAGAUGUGAUCACUUGGACAAGCCUUCUGGUAGCGCACGCCCAGAAUGGGCAUCUGGAAGAUGCGAAAUGCAUAUUCGACUCCAUGCCAGAGUGGGACACCACUGCCUACAACGCAAUGCUAGCUGCGUUUGCAAGCAACGGAAAUCUACAAGAUGCCAGGAAUAUCUUUGAUUCGAUGCCUCACAAAGACGUGGUGACGUGGACAUCACUGUGCGUCGCAUAUGCCCAGGCAGGGCAUCUAUGGGAUUCCAUGGCCCUGUUUGGGAAUAUGCCAGACCGCAACGAGGUAUCAUGGAAUGCGGUCCUCGUGGCAUUGUCACGGGGAGGGAAUCUUCGUGAGGCAAGGAAUUUCUUCGAGAAGAUGCCACGCUCGUGCUUCGUCCAAGCAGUGACAUGGAACUCCAUGCUCGCGGCAUAUUCCCAGUCUGGGAAUCUCGUCGACGACCUGGCCACAUUCCACGCGAUGCUGCUCGAGGGUUCCAAUCCGGACGAACUCUCCUUCAUCCCGUUGCUCAGCGUGCUCGCCCACACGGGGAAGAUCGAGCAGGGCUGCCGCUCCUUCGCGUCCCUCGCCAGCGAUCACAACCUCGCCCCGACGCGCGAGCACUUCAGCUGCGCGAUCGACAUCCUGGGCCGAUCCGGGCAGCUCCAGGAGGCCGAGAAUCUCCUCAGGGGAAUGCCAUUCCGCCCCGAUCCAGUGGCGUGGGCGACGAUCCUCGGCGCGGGAGCUGUGCAGAGCGAUUCCCCGGCCAGCGCGCGAGCGGCCAGAAAUCUCUUUGAUAUCUCGCCCAAAUGCCAUGCCCCAAUUUAG
Selaginella moellendorffii is the source of this 1743-nucleotide messenger RNA. RefSeq names its product pentatricopeptide repeat-containing protein At4g02750. The record is from RefSeq and is a predicted model, not a curated record. The transcript has a single exon. NCBI's taxonomy places the organism in Eukaryota, Viridiplantae, Streptophyta, Lycopodiopsida, Selaginellales, Selaginellaceae. Bases 1 to 1743 code for a protein of 580 amino acids. Gene Ontology annotation, molecular function: protein binding.